Messenger RNA from Drosophila yakuba, 1612 nucleotides. RefSeq names its product CTD nuclear envelope phosphatase 1 homolog. Gene Ontology annotation, molecular function: protein serine/threonine phosphatase activity. Lineage: Eukaryota; Metazoa; Arthropoda; Insecta; Diptera; Drosophilidae. The record is from RefSeq and is a predicted model, not a curated record. Bases 135 to 941 code for a protein of 268 amino acids. The transcript has 2 exons.
UGGGGCUCAUUCAACAAUCAAACUCUCAACAAUAAUUGUUUCUCGUUUUUAUCCGUUUCUAGUUCUUGAAAUUUUAGUGUCGGUAAAUACAUCUUUGUGUUUUCCUUACACUUUUAUAUUACACUUAGUUUUAAAUGCACAAGUUUGAAUAUCUAACGAUGCCGCUUAAAAGUGAUUACAUUAUAAUUUACUUCUUUGGCUUGGCCACAUUGGGUCUGGUGAUAGGCGUGGCCUGCCUGGUGAUUCCUCGAUUGUGGCUCUUCCUGGCGAAUGUGUACAAGAUGUACGUGGAGUACACUCCCAUCAUUUAUCCCAAGGAGGAUUGCCUCUCGCCGGUCUCAAAGAGCCGACUGAAUCUCGUGGCACGGAAGACACUUGUCCUGGACAUGGAUGAGACCAUGAUCACGUCGUGGCUGAAGAAGACUGGCAAAAAGCCCAAGAAUAAGCCGAGAAUUGCGCACGACUUUAAGUUCUACUUGCCGGCCUAUGAAGCCACAAUCUAUGUGUACAAACGGCCCUAUUUGGAUCAUUUCCUCGAUCGCGUUUCAAAGUGGUACGAUCUCACGGUCUUCACAGCCGGAGCCGAGAUAUAUGCCUCUCCGAUCCUGGACUUUCUGGACAGAGGACGCGGCAUCCUGAAUAGUCGCCUCUACCGACAGGAUUGCAUUGAAGUGUAUGGAACGCGGGCCAAGAGCGUACUGCUGGCUUCGCCGGACUUGGCCAAUGUCUUGCUGCUGGACAACUCGAGCACGGAGUGCAGUUUCAAUGCGGGCAACGCUAUUCUCAUCAAGUCCUAUGAGAUUGGCAGUCGAGAUGAAGAGCUCAUCAAUUUGCUGCCCUUUCUGGACGCCCUGCGAUUCAUGAAGGAUGUGCGAUCUGUGCUCAAACGCUGCACUCGCUUCGAGUUUUUUAGCACAAUUCUCGAGAGUGUUGCUCAGUGAUAUGUUGCUUAUUUGUUUUUGUAUAUUCUAUUUAUUUGUUAAAUUUUUGAGAGCACUGAAUCACUGGCUUAUCAUUUUGCACAUUGAGCAAAGGUCAAUAUGUGAUCGGGAUUUUUCUAAAUUUACUUUCUGAAAGUAUCUUUAAAGCGGAAAUUUCUAUGGCUCAUGGAUUGCUAUUAAACGAGAGUAUUUGGAAUCCUUCGAAUGUAGGAAGAGUAAUUAAGCAAAAAGUGAUUCAAGAAUGCAGUUAUAGCCGUAAGGUGUAGUAACGUCUUCGGCUUAGUCAUGCCAAGUCAAGGGUCUGCUUAGUCAUACUAAAAAGAGUGGAAGGCCAAGUGAUUCACUGAGCAAACGACUUCGGCCAAGGCUGCUGGCGAUAUCAGGCCACAACUCAUAUUAAUCAGAGGCUAGUACAAUGUGCUCCACUUUAUCGGCAAGCGAGUUGCGACAGUGAAAAAUGAGCAAAUGUCACAAGGAUCAUAGGGCUUGGCCCGUUCUACCAUCUGCAUUUCGAUCUGGGUUGAAACUGAAACUGGUUUUGCUCAAAGAAAGCAAAAACACUGAGAUAAAUUAUUUAUGUGCUUAUCCAUUAACAUUUUUAGUUCUGAAAGACACAAGAGCUUACACAAAAAUAUUCUUAUAUAGUUAAAUAGAUUAAUUUUGGGCUUUUA